CAAGCCCCGCGGCCGCCUAUCGCGCGAGUCAUGCCGGGCACCUCGUCCCCCUGUCCUCUCUGGCGGAGCUGCCUGGCGGAAGCGGGAACGUCGCAUCCUGAGGUAAAGGUGCACGGCAUCCUGGGACAUGUAGUCUGGCCGGGGCUCGGACGCCCCCUCGGAUGAAUGGGACCGAGGCUGACUGCGAACUACAGCUUCUUGGCAGCGUCGGUGUUGGCCGCGGGAGAAGGGGAGACCGCGGCGGCCCCCAGUGAGAGCGGCUUUCCAGGACGGUGCGAUGUGCUGCGCAGCGAAGAGGCAGGAGGCCGGCUUCCUGGGGUAGCGGUAUAGGCGGGCGCUUACUCUGUGCGCUUGCUUCCCCAACCCUGCACCGGCCAUGCGCCCGGCCUUGGCGGUGGGCCUGGUGUUCGCAGGCUGCUGCAGUAACGUGAUCUUCCUAGAGCUCCUGGCCCGGAAGCAUCCAGGAUGUGGGAACAUUGUGACAUUUGCACAAUUUUUAUUUAUUGCUGUGGAAGGCUUCCUCUUUGAAGCUGAUUUGGGAAGGAAGCCACCAGCUAUCCCAAUAAGGUACUAUGCCAUAAUGGUGACCAUGUUCUUCACCGUGAGCGUGGUGAACAACUAUGCCCUGAAUCUCAACAUUGCCAUGCCCCUGCAUAUGAUAUUUAGAUCCGGUUCUCUAAUUGCCAACAUGAUUCUAGGAAUUAUCAUUUUGAAGAAAAGAUACAGUAUAUUCAAAUAUACCUCCAUUGCCCUGGUGUCUGUGGGGAUAUUUAUUUGCACUUUUAUGUCAGCAAAGCAGGUGACUUCCCAGUCCAGCUUGAGUGAGAAUGAUGGAUUCCAGGCAUUUGUGUGGUGGUUACUAGGUAUUGGGGCAUUGACUUUUGCUCUUCUGAUGUCAGCAAGGAUGGGGAUAUUCCAAGAGACUCUCUACAAACGAUUUGGGAAACACUCCAAGGAGGCUUUGUUUUAUAAUCAUGCCCUUCCACUUCCGGGUUUCGUCUUCUUGGCUUCUGAUAUUUAUGACCAUGCAGUUCUGUUCAAUAAGUCUGAGUUAUAUGAAAUUCCAGUCAUCGGAGUGACCCUGCCCAUCAUGUGGUUCUACCUCCUCAUGAACAUCAUCACUCAGUACGUGUGCAUCCGGGGUGUGUUUAUCCUCACCACGGAAUGCGCCUCCCUCACCGUCACGCUCGUCGUGACCCUACGCAAAUUUGUGAGCCUCAUCUUUUCCAUCUUGUACUUCCAGAACCCUUUCACCCUGUGGCACUGGCUGGGCACCUUGUUUGUCUUCAUUGGGACCUUAAUGUACACAGAGGUGUGGAACAACCUAGGGACCACAAAAAGUGAGCCUCAGAAGGACAGCAAGAAGAACUGAGGCCUGCCUGGAGUAUGUAGACCAGUGUCGUCGUGAGGGAGGGACCCUGUGAAGGUCUGACCACCGUUUCGCUUUUGUUAAUGCCGAGCUACCCGCAGUGCUGAGCCAGCCGUGCAACAGGAAAUCUUCAGGAGGAGGGGACUUCUCACAUUGCUCAGACUGACACAUGUAGACUAAAUAGAAACCCCUCAGCCCUAAAAUAGAAAAAAGAACAGUUCUGGACUAUUGAACAGCCCAUUCAUUUAUUUCUGUUUUGUUUACCGACAUAUUCAGUAUUAUUCUUGUUUUCUGAAUUCUGAGUCUCCUGAACAAAAGGCUUACUAUCCAUGGUCUUGGAAAAGAUUGUCCCUUCUCUUGCUGUUCUAAUGCAUCUCUGCUACAGCAGUCAUUGUCAUCCUGUGACCUUAUCCCUUUUGUCUCCCAUCACCUUUUCCUUCUUCAGCAGCACCUCACGGUCAGUCAGACGCUGCAGGCACCACUAUCACCAGGAGUGGCCAAAUAAACCGAGACACCAGUGACAGCAGGGCUGGACUUCCUCCAGCGUUUUGGGAAGGAAAGAGAUGUUCCCCUGAGCUGAUUCCCAGUGACAGUGGAGCAAGACUAGUGGGACUCCUCUUUCCCACAUUUUGCUUUUUUUUUUUUUUUUCUAUGCAAAAGUCAGAUGCUUCUAUCCAUUGCUUUCUGUGAUUAGGGCAGCCCUGCAGCAUAUCUCACAGCAGACACAGUGUUCAUAACAAAGAAAGGUUGUGCCGGGCACGGUGGCUCACGCCUGUAAUCCCAGCCCUUUGGGAGGCUGAGGUGGGUGUAUCACUUGAGGUCAGGAGUUCAAGACCAAUCUGGCCAACAUGGUGAAACCCCAUCUCUACUAAAAAUACGAAAAUUAGCUGGGUGUGAUGGCGCGUGCCUGUAAUCCCAGCUACUUGGGAGGCUGAGGCAGGAGAAUCACUUGAACCCGGGAGAUGAAGGUUGCAGUGAGCUGAGGUCGUGCUACUGCACUCCCGCCUGGGUGACAGAGUGAGACUCUAUCUCAAAAAAAAAAAAAAAAAAAAAAGAAAGGUUGUUAUGGACUGGACACCCCUGAAGCCCAUUGCCUAGGCCACAGUGGUGACGGCCGGGCACUCACAGGGCAGAAGGGUAGGUCUCAAGUGGGAGGAUAAGGCUUCACCACCAGGAGAUUCCCCUCUGCCCGAUGACUGAUAGAGUCACGACCCAUCAAGGGAAUGCAUAGAUGGAGAUAUAUAGUGUGUGAUGUGUAAAUCAGGUCAAACCUCAACGACAAUUGAAAGUUGUUAUUGUCCUAUAAGGUAUCUUAGCAUUCUCGAUGGGUAUUGAGGAUGGUUGGAUGUGCUUUAUUGUGUGUGGAAACAUGCCUCUCUUUGCUAAUCAUUUCAGAGGUCCAGUUUUCCUUUCACUGGACAAUCUUGAAUAGGAGGAACGCUGUUGCUGUAAUAUGCGUAGCUUGUGUGUGCUCUUGUGUAGUCUGUGUGUGAUCAAAGGGCACGGAAGUGGCUGCACUUUCACAUCCCUUUUCUUUACUUAGCUGGAACCUUACAUACCAGUACAUGCUCCUCUGUAAGCAGCUGAACUCACCGGCCACUUCUCUGUUUGCCUAUAGACAAAGACUGUGUGUGUGUGUGUAUGUGUGUGUGUGUGUGGUGCACACAUUGUGUUCUUAAACUGAGACGUGGCUCUGCAGGUCUCCUGGGCUCAUUCCAUGGUGUGGUAUGUUUAUUCCACUGUCCAGAGCUAUUCUCUGAUGGAUUUGAGCAACAGUAGUGGAGAUAAAUGUCCUAGAGUCACCAGGUCGCUUGGAGAAGUCAUUUAAGCUGCCUCGGGUUUUUGUUACUUAAAAUGUGGAUAUUAUUUCUCCACCUAAAUCACUGAGUUUACAGAGUAAUAAUGUGUUGCUCUGGACAUUGACAGCUUUCUAGAGCCAGUAAUGGGCUCUUCUGAAGGAUGCUGAAUUAGAAGUGAACCUAUUCAUAGGAUCAAAAGCCACUUGCUUUGAAAUAUGUAGAGUUCCUCAGAAUUGACGGUGCUAGAAAUAUCCAAGUGUUAAAUAACCUUUUAAAAGCAACAAAAGCUACUUUUUUCUUACCACUUAAUAGAAGAACCUGUCCCUAGAGGCGACUUCAUUGCUAUGGAUCUGGAGUCUCUGAACUCUUAAUAGGAUGCAGCCUCACAUACAUAAUGUCACCCAUUUUAUGUUGAUGAAAACAUUACAAAAGUUUUCAUCAUUGGGUAUGUUGAUGUUCGCAGACAGUACUUGGGCCCGUUAGGUUUUAGCGUCUGGUCUUAGAGCAUGUGUAUUCAUCUCAGCGUGAAUACCUCAGCCAGUCUUAUGAAUAGGAGGCUAUGUAUGGGCAGGGAGUAGAUUAGAUUAGAACACUCGCACAAGAUGACCACAUAUAGAAGCAGAAAGCCCCAAAUUCCCUGGGAACUGUUUUUUCUCUAGUAGCUGAAUAUAAGGAAAUAUGUCUAAUGGACACCAGUUAAUACUUUUUAAAACUACUCUUUAAAAAAAAAAAUACGUUCCCCUUGGUUAACUGAUUUUUUAAUCCAGGGUGGACAUUUUUUCAACCUUUAUUAAAAAGACAAACUAUUUUGUAGAAGAUCAGACUCCUACUUAACUGGAAGAGAAAUGUCUAUUAAAUGUCUCUCCUCUUUCUCUGGGUCAAGACCAUGUAAUUUUAUGCUUCAGAGAUGAAGAUACUGUUUGUUUACAAAGAGUUUAGUUUUUAAGACAUCCAAAACUCUAUGCUAGAGCAAAAAUCAAAUAGCAAAGGACACUAGCCAGAAAAUACAGUGUGUGUGUGUGCACCUGUGUGCCUGCUGAACAACUUGACAGUGUAACAGAUAAGGUAACCGAAGAUGGUGGAUAUUUGAAUUGUAUUAGCUUAAUGUCUACAUAUCUUUGGCCAAAACUCUAUUGUCAUAUUAGAAACAUGUUAUCUUUUUCAUGUUUAUUAGUAAUUUAUUUUUGAUUCUUUGUUUUCUUUUUCGUCCAGCUAAAACAACUGUAAUGUACUUGAUACAUUUAUAUCAAGUUCUAAAGUAUUUAGACAAAUCCAAAUACUUUGUUUUUAGUUUUUUCCUCCCUUCCAUCCUGUUAACCACAGUGAAACGCUGCAGUAUUUUGAUUUGGUCAGUGCUACGGAGGAAGACCAUGAAAGCUGAAUUGGUCUGUGCCACCCAGAGUAAACCUCUUCUCUUCUUCUGGAAAGAUGGCGUGAUGUUUUUCAAGGAUUCUAAUAAAUAUCCCGCAGUCAUCUCCUGAGCAGCUUUCCUCUGUUUCACUUCGGAACUCCUUCCCCCACUUUCUUCACUCCAGUUUCUUCACUUGCAGCGUUUUCUGCUAAGAAAGACCUAUCAUCUUGUAUCUGUUUAUGCCUCUCUUCUUUGGGGGCCCUGGAUGUUUUUGUGGAUUUUUACAGAGUAUUUAUAUCUGCACAGCGUGUAUUUUGUUAUACAUUCUUACAAGCAUUGAUAUUGGGGGGUACAUUUAUAAUAGUGAGAAUAUCUGGCAGAAUGUGUGAAUGCCAUAUCUUUAGAUGACGAUGAAUGUGAAGGGUUAAUGUAGAAAUGUUUGUUUAUUCUGUUACAGCUCAAAGUGGAGGCUGAGAAUCUCUACCACCAUUCCCUUCUCUAUUUGAGAAUCUCUACCACCAUUCCCUUCUCUAUUUGGGAAACAAUACUUUCUUAUUUUGCUGUUUUUACCUUCCCAUUAACUGGCUUCACUCAACAGUGCCAGAUACCUAUGGAGAGGGGAAGUAAAACACCUUAGGUCAGGAAUAAUUAUAAACCAAUGAGUUAGCUCAGGGCCGGUGGACAUGUUCACUGGUGGACCAGUUGGCAUUGACCUAAACGGACAGAGAAAUGCACAUGGAGGAGAACUACGUUGAAAUCAAGAUCCUAUGUCUGUUGUAUUUUCUCUUUGCCUGGAGUAAAUAGCAUUAUAAGUCAUUCCACCCUUAUUAGAUAACCAAAGCAUAUUGGUCUCAAUAGCUUUCUCCUGAAAAAUGUGAUUGAAUCUUACCUGUAGCAGUUCACUCUUAAGGUUGAAAGAACUGUCAAUAUAGAUAAAAUCCAUUCCUUAUUAUUGAUUGCUGUGACAUUUGAAAAUGUGUCUAAACAAUAUUUGUAAGUAAAAGAACCAGUCAUAAGCCUCAAAUGUGUUCAGUGUGUACCAAGCUGGAAUGGGAGACUGGCCCCUCUUGGCUUUAAAGUAGCAUGUUGUCUUUUUCUAGCAGCUUCUUCCUAGUAGACAUUCCAGGGAUGGGAGGGGCCAGGGAUCAUGUCUUACUCAUUUCUGUAUCGCCAGCCCCUGGCAUAGUGUCUGGCUUAUGUUACGUGAAUAAAUGAAUGCUUGCCAAGAUCUCUUCUUCCCUCAAGUUUCUGGAAAACCUGAGGGUUCAUGAUACCUGUUCCCACUCCUCAUCAGCGGGUUGGCAAGAAAGCAAAUAAGGGGAAACAUUCUUAACAUUCCAAGCAAGAGAAGGAAGAACGACUAUUGGGAGGAGGUACACCAGAGAUUGCUCAGUGUGCAGCCUGCUACCUCACUUUUGGCUCUGGAUUGCCUGGUGGUAGAAGGGAAGAGUAUUAUGUAGUUAGCACCUUACAUAUUUGAUGCUCAGGAAGAAAGUGCAAGAAGAUCCCUAAUAGAACAUUAAAGAUUCUUAAAAGUUUUUGAAGUAGGCUGCUUGGGGUGACCAGCCCCACCCUUACAUCUCCAUAGUUGGUACAGUUAGCUUGUAGCAGCUGAAGCUGAUGCCUGGAGAUCACUGUCUGUCGGUCUGAUCUCAGUAUCAUACUGAGACACCUCCCCUGAGCCUUACCUACUUAAAUUGGUAACCGUCCUACCAAAAUUUGUCAAUUUUAAUCAAGUGAGGCAAGUUGCAAGGGAGCCAGAGAUACGUGAAAAAAGAAAAGCAGAAAUACUGAUACUUUCUAAGAAAGAAGUUGUAAUAAUUUCUUCGGCACAUUGACUUACUGAUAUCUUUUGAAAUGCAUAGAUGACUCUUGUGAACCAGAGAGCAGUAGUGGUUAUUCCCCGGCGCAAUAAAAAUGCCUUUGUGUAUCACUUGCGAUUGCCAGUCAUUUCUGUGCCAGUUGCUCUCAUUCCAGAGAAUGGCCUCAUUCUCCCAAAAAAAAGACGAUGAUUUUAGAAGUAGGAUUUCCUAACAAAUUAUGUGGUGGGGAGGGAUGGCAGGGAUUUUAUUCAUCCUGUCUGAGCUCUUCAUACAGUAUUACCAUUAGGUUUUAAGAACAAAGAUGGGGGAGGAGGGAGUAGAAAGCUGAGAGUACGUAGAACAGCUACAAGACAUUAGUGGGUAUUCAGAUUUUGAGCUGUGUAAAUAUCAAACAUCGGCUUCCAGCCUUAAGAGUUAUUUGAGCAGAGAGUUAAGGAGGAAUGGGAGAUUUUGUGAAUAAAAUGUUUUGCCAAACUGAA
Pan troglodytes (chimpanzee) is the source of this 6821-nucleotide messenger RNA. It is a transcript of the gene SLC35B4, whose product is annotated as solute carrier family 35 member B4. Gene Ontology annotation, cellular component: Golgi membrane; endoplasmic reticulum membrane. The transcript has 10 exons. Gene Ontology annotation, biological process: UDP-N-acetylglucosamine transmembrane transport. Bases 377 to 1372 code for a protein of 331 amino acids. NCBI's taxonomy places the organism in Eukaryota, Metazoa, Chordata, Mammalia, Primates, Hominidae. The record is from RefSeq and is a predicted model, not a curated record. Gene Ontology annotation, molecular function: UDP-N-acetylglucosamine transmembrane transporter activity; UDP-xylose transmembrane transporter activity.